This is a messenger RNA of Adineta steineri, 1338 nucleotides long. The record is from the annotation of a GenBank genome assembly. NCBI's taxonomy places the organism in Eukaryota, Metazoa, Rotifera, Eurotatoria, Adinetida, Adinetidae.
AUGAAAAGGCUAUUUCGUUGGAUUUGGAAGACACAAGAUGAAAAUAAUCCUACUGAAUUAGAAGAAAAAGAAAUAGUCUUACAAAAUAUGUCAUGGUCACAAGAUGAGAUACAAGAUGGUCUAUCGAAAUCUUUAUUUAAUACUAUUCCUAAUGAAAUCAUUUUACAUAUAUUUCGAUUUCUUUCCGUUCGUGAUCUUUGUAAUAUCUCUCUUGUUUGUCGAUCAUUUAAAAUAAUUGUUGAUUGUGAUGAAAUAUGGAAAACAAAAUGUAAUACAUCAAUGAAGUUAUAUUCAAAAUCAUAUAAACAACUUUAUGUCGAAUGGAUGCAGAAAAAAUGCUUAUGCACUAAAAAUAUUUUAGCAUAUCAAAAUUAUUGCAGACAUCAUCGUCCAUGUUGCAUAUAUCAACCUUAUUCAUUUCCACGUCGAUCAAUAAAUAAGCAUAAAUCAACAUGUGGAUUUAAUCAAUAUCCAAAUUCCACAGAAGAACUAACAAUCGAAUUGUUAAUUGAUAUUGAUCAAACAACUCCUGAACUAAUUUCAUUGUGGGAAAACUCAUCUCACAUUCAAGAACAAUGCUCGCAAACAAUCGUAUUAAAACAGAUGAUACAAAGAUAUUAUCGAUUUAUGCAAUUAAAAGCAUCUAAUGCACCAAAUAUUCUUCUAAUUCCAACAUUAGAUAUAGAAAUAGUUUGGCAAACUCAUUUACUACGACCAGAAAUAUAUCGCAAUGAUUGCCUUCGUUUAUUUUAUCGUAUCAUUGAUCAUUCAUUGAUUAUUAAAGAUGAAAUUGAACAAUUUUUCAAAGAACAAGCAUUUUUAGAUACAUGUCAAUUAUAUGAACAAACAUUUGGAGAAAAAUACUGUACUUUACCAAUGAGUAUAAAAGGAAAGAAUGUUAUAUUACAUAAUAAUUAUCAAUCAGUAUAUAUUAAAAAACCGAUUUAUUCUUAUUGGAAUGAAACAUAUUUUGAAUUUUCAUCAAAUCUAUCAAAUGAUUAUGAAAAUCCAUUUUCAUUUACUGAAAAUGAUAUUAUUCAUGAUGGAAAAUGGUUGAAUUUAUGGAAAGAAAAUAUGUUUAACGGUUAUCAAUUCUCCAAAAAAACAAGAUUCUGUAUAACUCCAGACGUUUUGAAAGAUUUCAAAAGAAUUUAUGAAAGAUUUUUAUAUAUGACAGCUAAUAAACAUCCUCUCAACAAUAUCAAUAGUUCUGUAUCAUUUGCAUAUUCUGUCGAUUUUAUGUGGCAUUUACAUAUACAAGAACCAUUAAAUUAUGAAUCUGAUUGUCUUCGUCUUGUCGGUCACUUAAUUUCGUCCAGUCCUUCGAUCAAUUGUUGA